AUGUCAGUAAACUCAGAAGACAAACAUCCGGAGUACUUAUUCGUUGAAAUAUUGAGUUCAUCAAAGCAAAAGAUACUAGUUGGUGUGGUCUAUAAACCACCCAACAUAGGACAUUUAGAUGAUUUAGAGGAGGAGAUGGAAAACAUAAUGGUACCAUUUAAUAACAUUAUUAUUGUUGGAGAUUUAAAUUCAGACUUAAGUAAAAAGAAUUUUUAUGGUGAUCAACUGCGGAAGUUUUGUAAUUGUUUAGACUUGCAUAUUGUUGAAUAUGCUCCUACUCAUCACUUACAAAACUCGGAUUCUUGGAUUGAUGUUUGCAUUGUGGAUGAUCUGUCCAAGGUGUUGGCGUCAGAACAAUCUUCAGAGCCAUUUAUUUCUGAUCAUGACUUAAUUUCUGUGACUUAUAAUUGCAAAGUUGAAUUAAAACAGCUGAACAACUUUACAUUCAGAAAUUGGAAUGCUAUUGAUGAUGAUAAGCUGCAAGAAUUGUGUGAAGAUAUUGAUUAUGAAGCUCUGAAGGAGCUGGGCUCAGUUGAUGAAAUGAACACUUGUUUACAUGCACACCGUGAACGUAUUAUAAAUGCUAUUGUGCCUGAGAAAUUGGUUGUUCCGCGUCGACCACCGGCUCCAUGGUUCACUGAUGAUAUUAGAAGUCUCCAAUGUCGGAGAAAUAAGCUUUAUCGUAUCUACAGAAGGACGGGUUAUGCUUAUAAAGAGUUCUUUAACGUCAGGCGAUUGGUUAAAAAACGUAUUACUGAAGCAAAGAAAAAAUACUUUGACAAUCAAUUAAUUAAUGCAAAAAACUCGAGGGAAUUUUGGAAUGAUCUAAGAAGAUUAGGCAUUGUUAAACAGAAGAAAUCACAAACUAUUAUAAAAGUUGACUUGAAUAAAUUAAAUGAAUUCUUUGCACGUGCGUCGGGUAAUGUCAUCGAUUCAGAUGUUGACACGUCAGACAUAUUGUUGGUUGAUAAUAAUGGCGAUGAAUUCACUUUCACAGAAUUGAAUACAGUAACAGUUAGAAAAUCAAUUAUGAGAUUGACGUCAAAUUCAUGUGGCUCGGAUGGCUUUUCUAUCAAGUCAUAUAAAUGUAUGCUGCCUUUUUUUCAGCAAGCAAUUACAGACCUCUUCAACGUGUCAUUAACUACAGGAGUCUUUCCGAAGAAUUGGAAGCUAUCACAUGUGAUUCCUAUUCCAAAAAAGGCUUAUCCAGUAAACUGUGAAGAUUAUAGGCCUAUAUCGCUGUUGCCAAACUUGUCAAAAGCCUUGGAACAGUGUGCUCAUGACCAAAUUGUUGAAUAUAUCAAUGACAAUAAUUACUUCGAUGAAUACCAGACAGCAUUUCGUGGAGGUUUGGGUACGCAGACUGCCAUUGUAAAGUUCUGUGACGAUAUAAGACAAGCGGUGAAUGAGUCAAAGGUUUUAAUUGCGAUCUCGUUUGACCUUAGCAAGGCCUUUGAUUCUGUUAAUCACUAA
Cotesia glomerata is the source of this 1473-nucleotide messenger RNA. RefSeq lists its product as uncharacterized. The transcript is spliced from 2 exons. The record is from RefSeq and is a predicted model, not a curated record. Gene Ontology annotation, molecular function: catalytic activity. The coding region runs from base 1 to 1473 and encodes 490 amino acids. Lineage: Eukaryota; Metazoa; Arthropoda; Insecta; Hymenoptera; Braconidae.